CUAAUUUCCCAUUUAUAUAUGGGAUAAGAGAUUCAACAAUAACAAAGAAAGUAGAGAGAAAGUAGAUCUCCGGCGGACUGUCGGCACGUGAGCGUGCGUGCCGUCGCCGGAGAUCGUCAUCCUUAAGAUAAAAGUGUCCGUUUGUGUCUCACUUUCAGUUCUUACGACAUCCACCUUGCCUGAGUUCUGGCCAGCCACCUCUUGUGGGUUUCUGUAACUGGAGUGAAGACGCGGAGGUUUGGAAGGAGUGAAGAAGUGAAGAUGAGUGUGGUUUUGGUUCCGAAAGGUGGAGGCUACGUCAGAUCCACUGCCGCCGGUUUUAAUCGCUGAGAGGCAGAAGUUCCUUCAACUUUGCCGUCGUCGGCUCAAGGUGAAGGCUCCGUCAGCCUUACGUCGCCGGCUUCAGAUUUUCUGAGUUUGUUUUGUUUGUUUCGAGUUUGGGUUAUGGUCAUGGAGAGGAAGAGGUUCUCGGCUUGUGAUCUCUAGGGUUAUGAAGCUUCGCCGUCGGAUGAGCUCUCUUCAGAGGGAUGAUGCUCUCCGUCAACGUUUCAGGAAGGUGAAGAAGAGAUUUGGUUUCGGUGGAGGCUUGAAGGGAUAAUGAGCUCCGGCGAAACGAGGGUUUAGUGGUUUCGGUACGGCGGCUCGGUGAGGCGGAGUCGGUCGGGUCGAGGCGGAGCGAUGCGUGGCGCACUGACGGUCAGGAUCUCCACACGUGUCUCGCGUCAGCCUCCUCGACGCACGCGUACCCGAGCCUGUCGGUGCUGGGUUCGAGGGUUUGGGCUUUGUGCCGUUUUAGCUUAUUGGGCUUCGGUUUUUGGUUGGUUUUGUUAGCCCGGUAGUAUUGUGGGCUUUUGUAUCUGGGUUUCGGCCGUUAGGCUUGGCCCGUUCUCUUUAAUAAAACAAAAAUUUGAUGGAAAAAAAAAGAGAUUCAACAGUUGGUGAGACAGAUGUAAAAGCCAAUAGCAUUGGUGACUCUUCUUCUUCCAGGGUAUAGCAAUUCUCAAGAGAAUUUUGAUUUUAAGACUAAGAAAACAAAAAUUAAAAAUGUACAUACAUCACUAUUAUAAAUGUAUCUUUGUAAUUAUAUUCUUUAAAAUUCUUUAAAAAUGUACUAAGUGGGUAAAAUAUAUCCUGUAAAAUAUUUCAUUCCUUAAAGAUAUAUAUUUUUAGUGUUUUUACGGAUAUUAAAAAAACACAUUAAAUCACUAUUUUAAAUGUAUCUUUUGUAAUUCAAUUUUUAAUAACUUUUAAUCAAUAGUAAUUCAAUAAAAUUCAAUUUUUUUUUUAAGUUUACAAUUUCUCCUACAAAACGUAAGCAUAUAUUUUUAUGAACUAAAUUAUUUUUCUAAAACAUCUAUCUUACUGGAACGGAUCUAGUAUGUAUUAAUGGUCAGUACAUCUCUGUAUCUACAUAUGUGUAGUAGUAUUUUUUUUGGUUAUCAUAAAAAUAUAUAUUUUUAAUUAUAAUCAAAAGAAUUAUUCAGUUUUAUAUUUUACAUAUAAAAUAUAUAGAUCUCUUAUAUAAAGCAUUUAAAAAAUAAAAUAAAGCAGAUAUAUAUAUAUAUAUAUAUAUAUAUAUUUUUUUUUUAUAAAUUUUAUAGUAUAUUGCAUAAACUAAGUUUUAAAUUUAUAUUAUAUUAUACAACCAUAUAAUAUAAUUCAAGUUUAUCUUUCAAAUGAGACAAUACUUUGUUGUGGCAUAUUUAAGAAAUAUAGAACAUAAAUUUAACUUUCCAAUUUCUCUCCUCUCUCAUUUGUGCUACUUUGAUAUUGUAAGAACAUCUCAAAAGAUAUUUUAUUUUCAAGUUUGUGAAUACUACAUAAUUAAUACUAAAUUACAAGUGAAAUACCACACUAUUCCAAAUAAAACUAUUUUCGUAAUACUCUCAUAUAUGAUCAACUCGUGAAUUUGAUAAGUCUCUUUUGUAAUAUUGUUGUUGUGUAAAUCCAGUUUUAAAAUAUUUAAAAUAUUUUAAAUUUUUAUUUAAUUUUAUGUGUAGAAGUUAAAUUUAUAAAAAAAAAUUUGAAAUAUUUGUGAGUGAAGAUUUUUUAAGGAGUAAAACGAUAACGACAAAAUAUUUAAAAAUUAUAAAUGUGAUAUAUAAUUGUAAUGACCAAAAUGCAAAAUACAAAAAAUUAAGAGUGUAGAAAGAUUUUCUCUACAAUUCAUAGCAUUUUGUUUUACCGUAGAGUUGUGUGAUCAUUCUUAUUCACACAUUUUAUUUUGCGAGGCUUAAAUAUUGAUGUAUAAAAAAAUGACUUUAAAAAUCACGAGGUGGUAGUCUAUGAUUACAUUUAUGAAACCAGAACGAUUGAGUUCAUAAGAACUUUAUUGAAAGAUAGAAAUAACUCAUAAAACUUUAUUCUUAAACAAAGAAAUUAAAGGAAAUAACUUUAGGUUUGUCACCAAGAAAAACAAGAUUGUAUUUGAUUCAUAAAAUGAGACUGAAACAGGCUGCAACUAUUGCAGCCAAGGUUGCAUUCAUCAACACAUCUAACGAUAUAUAUAUAGCUAAGAAACCCUAGUUACAUGCUCAUUAAGACUUCUUGUUGGAUCAUAAGAUGGGCUUCAGUGUGGGCUUCAAUUUCCUCCUGCAAACUUGGCAUCGGGUGGUGAAUCAAGCAGUUGAGACAAGUUUGAAGAUGCAGAUAGAGCUGGUUUUGAAAGGAACAUAAGUAGUUGAAGGUCUAUAGGAAAUAGGUAGAUGAUUAUUCAGCUUGGAGAGUGACAUAAGUAUGAGAACAUAUUCAGAUUAUUUUGACCUAUUUGUCUCACAAUAGAUUGGGGAUUUUUUGUCAUCCUCCUAACUCGACUAAGCUAUCUCACGACCAAAGAGAAAUCUAUUCUACAACAGCCUAAACCUCAACUCUCUAUUUCCUAUCAAUCGUGAGAAGAAACAUGACAUGUGACUUGGAGAAACCACUAGUUCUGUUUGAAAAGUCAUUAUCCUCUUCGAACAGCUUGGCCAGCCUCACCAAUACACCAACUUUUCUUUACCAAUGCGUGUCUCUUCUCUGACUUCAUCACUGCCGAAAAGAUUUCAAAAACAUGACUGGAUUUUAUCAGACAGAGUAAACUAAGGCUUGAAGAUGAACAGAAUAAUCCUAUGAACCGUCUAUGAAGAAGGAGAGCUUGAAAAAUGGAAAAAGUCUCCUCCUUUCUUUGGAUUUCGAGUUCAGGAACCAAACUCCAUUGAAAGUGACAACGAAGCUGACUUGAUAAGUUUAGCAGAAGUUCUGAAAGAGGAAUAAUAUCCAUGAACCGACUAAAGCUCUGAUACCAUGAUAACAUUUAUGAAACUAGAAAGAUUGAGCUCAUAAGAGCUUUAUUGAAAGAUAAAAUAGCUUGUAAAACGUUAUUCAUAAACAAAGAAACAAAAUGAAAGAGCUUUAAAUUUGUCACCAAAAUAAACAAAAUUGUAUUUGAUUCAUAAAAUGAGAUUGAAAGAGGUUGUACUAUGGCAGCCAAGGUUACAUUCAUCAACACAUCUAACGACAUAUACAUAGUUAAGAAACUCUAGUUACAUGCUCAUUAAGACUUCUUGUUAGAUCAUAAGAUAGGCUUCAGUGUGGGCUUCAAUAGUCUAGAGACAGUUCGAAAGCACCCCACUACGCUUCAAUUUGUAACCACAUGGACAUGAAACCAUUUUAUAGGUCUCAUUUGAAAAUUUGGAGUGUGAAUCCGUUCGUAGAUCGCAACAUUCCUUUAAAAUAGUUAGGGUCUUUCCAUAGGCUUGGGAUAUUUCCAAGUUUUAUUUAAAAAACGAAAAUAUGUGGGCGGUGACUAUGUUGUAUAAAAAUAUUGUCAGUAUGGUAUAAGUAUAUAACGUAUUUGUUAGAUGUAUGUAUGGAUUUUUUUUUAAACUAAUCUUGAAUGUUAACAAUUGUUUUAUAAAGCAACAUAUGAACGAUACAUAUACCAGUUGACUGGGUACAUGUAACUCAUUUCAUACAAAGCAUCAGUACUAAAACCAAUAAUGCCCAUUGCCCAUAAUAGAUAGUGCAAAUUAUUGUUGACAAAAAAAAUGAUCGUGCAAAUUAUUCUAACUCUGUUAGCUGGGUAUAUGUUCUCCAAUCCAUCGGUCUCCUCAGGCCUUUAUUUCUUUGUUUAAACCUGGCGUAACUAUACCUUUUUGCUUUUUUUCAGUUGGGAUUAGCGGUCAUCAUAUUCCAAAUCAUAUGUAUUGGGCUGCCUAAAGCAAAAGAAACUAUAAGUCUAUAUAACCCGUUUUUGAUGAGAUUUAGCCCAAGGUCUAAUGCAUGAUUUUCAAAGGAAGGUAGAUUUACCAUGUAAUAAUGGCAGUCGUAGUUAAAGUUCAAAAAAAAAAAAAAAAAUGGCAGUCGUAAUGUACAUAUGAGACAAUUCCCUUCAUUAUAAGUACUUAGAUCAUGCCUUGUAAAAUAAAACGAAAAGGUAGAUCAUGCAAAAAAGGAUAGAAUAAAUUAUAAGGACUACCAAAGUCCAAAGGAUUCAAAAGCAUUUGAAUAAAUACAAACUUAAAUGGACAAAGUACCUUGAGAAGGCAAUGUUGAAUUUUGUUCCUUUUGGUCUCACUCAUUGUAACCGGCCAGAUGAACCGAGUUUAUAAAGUCCAAAGAGUAACAUCUGACUCGUAUAAUUCCAAUAGUUUUUCUUUUGGGUUACAUUCUCUUUUUUUAUCCCCCUUAAGAAACCAAUGGAGGAGAAAGCGAAGAGGAUCACGAAUGGAGACGGAGGCAAUCAGAAAGUAGCGUUUUACAAGCUUUUAACGUUUGCAGAUCGAUACGACAUCAUUUUAAUGGCUGUUGGGACUAUCUCCGCCAUGGCCAACGGCCUAGCUCAGCCGAUUAUGUCAGUACUCAUAGGCAAAAUCAUUAACGUCUUUGGCUUCUCUGAUCACGAUCACAUGGUUAAAGAAGUCUCCAAGGUUGCUGUGAGGUUUCUUUACCUUGCAGUCUACGCGUGCCUUGUGUCUUUCCUGCAGGUCUCAUGUUGGAUGGUAACUGGGGAGCGUCAGUCCGCCAGAAUUCGAGGGCUAUACCUCAAAACAAUAUUAAGACAAGAUAUUGGCUUUUUUGACACCGAGACAAACACCGGUGAAGUCAUCGGAAGAAUGUCCGGGGACACCAUUCUUAUUCAAGAGUCCAUGGGAGAAAAGGUUGGGAAAUUUAUACAGCUAAUAUCAACAUUCUUUGGUGGAAUCACAGUCGCUUGUAUAAUUGGCAGACGCCUCACAGUAGCUCUUAUUCCAUGCAUUCCAUUGAUCGUGGCCACUGGUGGUGCAAUGGCCUUGAUCAUGUCCAAAAUGGCUGGUCGUGGCCAACUCGCUUAUGCGGAAGCUGAAAAUGUAAUAGAACAAGCUGUUGGGUCGAUUAGAACAGUAAGUUUUCGCGCAGUCCGAAAUUCUUUUUUUUUAGAUAAUCACAUACAUUCAUAUCACACAUUUUUGAUGUUUUGUCAGGUAGUGGCAUUCACCGGAGAGAAACAAGCAACCCAAAAAUAUGAGAAGAAGCUCGAGAUUGCCUAUAAAUCUAUGGUUCAACAAGGGCUCUUCUCGGGUCUAGGCCUUGGAGUAAUGAUGGUUGUAAGUUAUUGUACAUAUGGUAUUGCCAUUUGGUACGGUGCUUGGCUGAUAAUGGAGAAGGGAUAUACUGGAGGUCAAGUCAUGAACGUGAUUUUCGCAAUUUUGAGUGGAGGAAUGUCGUUGGGGCAGACAUUACCUUCUCUUAACGCUUUCGCGGCCGGACAAGCCGCAGCCUACAAAAUGUUUGAGACUAUAAGAACAAAACCAAAGAUAGAUAUUUAUAGCAUGAGUGGUAAGGUUUUGAACGAGAUUAAAGGAGACAUUGAGCUAAAAGACGUGUAUUUUCGAUAUCCAGCAAGACCUGACGUGCAGAUCUUUGCUGGAUUUUCGCUGGUUGUACCAAAUGGCACAACCGUGGCUUUGGUUGGGCAGAGUGGAAGUGGAAAAUCAACAGUGAUCAGUCUGAUUGAGAGGUUCUAUGAUCCGGAAUCAGGAGAAGUUUUAAUUGAUGGAAUUGAUUUAAAGAAGCUUCAGUUAAGAUGGAUCAGAAGCAAGAUUGGUUUAGUAAGCCAAGAGCCUAUACUUUUCGCAACCACAAUCAGGGAGAACAUUGUUUAUGGGAAAGAAGAUGCAUCCGAUGAAGAAAUUAGAACCGCGGUUAAGCUGGCCAGUGCUACUAGGUUUGUCGACAAACUGCCGCAGGGGUUGGACACAAUGGUAGGAGAUCACGGGACACAAUUAUCUGGUGGACAGAAGCAGAGGCUCGCGAUUGCUAGGGCCAUAUUGAAAAACCCUAAAAUCUUGCUUCUUGAUGAAGCAACAAGUGCUUUAGAUGCGGAAUCAGAACGAACAGUUCAGGGCGCUCUUGUUAAGCUAAUGUCAAGCCGGACAACCAUCGUGGUGGCUCAUCGGCUUACCACUAUUAGAACUGCGAACAUGAUCGCCGUUGUGCAGCAGGGCAAAAUCAUCGAGAAAGGAACUCACGAGGAGAUGAUUCAAGAUCCCGAGGGAGCGUAUUCACAGCUUGUUAGUCUACAAGAAGUAUCAAAGAAAGAAGGAGUCGAGGAAUCGGAGCCGCAUGAGACGGUAUCCGUUAGUCACAACCAAACUGAUUUUGAUUUACCGAGACCGGUUAAUUUGAACCAAACCGAAGAAAUCCACGAGAAUAACUCUUCCAACGAAAACAAAACGUCCAAGAAACGCAAGAAAGUAUCGUUGAGACGGCUUGCUCACCUCAACAAACCAGAGAUUCCAGUUUUGUUGGCCGGUUCAUUGGCUGCAGUGGUUCACGGUAUUGUGUACCCGGUCCAAGGGUUGCUUAUGUCUAGCACCAUCAAGAUAUUCUUCGAGCCUUCAGAUCAACUACGUAAAGAUUCACAUUUCUGGGCUAUCAUCUUCGUCUUGCUCGGUUUAACGGAUCUGAUCGUGGUUCCGUUUCAAAACUAUCUGUUCGCUAUAGCUGGAGGAAGACUUAUCAAACGCAUUAGAUCAUUAUCUUUUGAUAAAGUUAUUCACCAGGAGAUUAGUUGGUUCGAUAAUACCGCAAAUUCUAGUGGCGUGAUUGGAGCAAGAUUGUCUACAGAUGCUGCGGCAGUGAAGAGUAUAGUGGGUGAUGCUUUGGCGUUGAUAAUGCAAAAUAUAGCGACUGUAGUCGCUGCAUUGAUUAUAGCGUUUGCCGCUAAUUGGAUAUUAGCUAUAAUCAUCCUUCUUAUGACACCAGUUAUAGUCCUUCAGGGAUACUUUCAGACCAAGUGUAUAACCGGUUUUAGCGCAAACGCAAAAGAAAAAUACGAAGAAGCAAGUCAGGUGGCAAGUGAUGCGGUGAGCAGCAUAAGAACGGUUGCAUCAUUAUGCGCAGAGGAUAAAGUGAUGGAUCUGUACCAACAGAAAUGCGAGGCACCAAAGAAACAAGGUGUCCGGUUAGGACUUGUGAGCGGUUCAGGCUACGGUAUCUCAUUCUUGGCUCUCUACUGCAUCAACUCCUUAUGUUUUUACGUUGGUUCCUGGUUGAUUCAGAAGAGGAUGGCCACGUUUGGAGAAUUCUUUCAGGUUUUCUUUGCGUUAACUAUGACCGCACUAGCAGUGUCUCAAACGAGUGCUAUGGCACCUGAUAGAAACAAAGCCAAAGACUCUGCUGCUUCUAUUUUCGAGAUACUUGAUAGUAAACCGAAAAUUGAUUCGAGUUCCAACAAGGGGACAGUGUUACCAAUUGUGCACGGUCAUAUCGAGUUUCAACACGUCAGUUUCCGGUAUCCGACACGACCAGAUAUUCAGAUUUUUAGUGACUUAUGCUUAACUAUCUCCUUUGGACAGACCGUGGCAUUGGUUGGAGAGAGCGGGAGUGGGAAAUCUACGGUGAUAAGCUUAAUCGAGAGAUUCUACGAUCCAGAUUCAGGCAACAUUCUCUUGGAUCAAGUUGAUGUUCGAACAUUGAAACUGAGUUGGUUAAGGCAACAGAUGGGUUUGGUUAGUCAAGAACCGGUUUUAUUCAACGAGACGAUCAGAUCAAACAUAGCUUAUGGAAAAACCGGUGAAGCCACAGAGGAAGAGAUCAUAACCGCGGCCAAAGCAGCUAAUGCGCAUAACUUCAUAAGCACGUUACCGCAAGGCUACGAAACUUCGGUAGGUGAACGCGGUGUACAGUUAUCCGGUGGUCAGAAACAGAGGAUCGCCAUAGCUAGGGCUAUUCUCAAGGAUCCUAUGGUUUUGUUGCUUGACGAAGCAACAAGCGCGUUAGAUGCGGAGUCUGAGCGGGUGGUGCAGGAUGCGCUUGACCGCGUGAUGGUGAACCGGACCACGGUUGUGGUGGCUCACCAGCUCGCUACGAUUAAGAACGCGGAUGUUAUUGCGGUUGUGAAGGACGGUGUGAUCGCGGAGAGAGGAAGACAUGAAACGUUAAUGGAGAUAUCAGGUGGUGCUUAUGCUUCGCUUGUAGCUUUUCACAUAAGUGCGAAUUGAAAAAACG
This is a messenger RNA of Brassica napus (rape), 8469 nucleotides long. Its product is annotated as ABC transporter B family member 7. Lineage: Eukaryota; Viridiplantae; Streptophyta; Magnoliopsida; Brassicales; Brassicaceae. Gene Ontology annotation, molecular function: ATP binding; ATP hydrolysis activity; ABC-type transporter activity. Gene Ontology annotation, cellular component: membrane. The record is from RefSeq and is a predicted model, not a curated record. The coding region runs from base 4677 to 8462 and encodes 1261 amino acids. The transcript is spliced from 11 exons. Gene Ontology annotation, biological process: transmembrane transport.